Striga asiatica is the source of this 324-nucleotide messenger RNA. Lineage: Eukaryota; Viridiplantae; Streptophyta; Magnoliopsida; Lamiales; Orobanchaceae. The record is from the annotation of a GenBank genome assembly.
AUGGAGGCCCCAGACAACACAGUGGCCCUCCGAGUAUCGUGCAUUGUGGAACGACGAGUUGAGAGGCUUGAUAAGCCUUGUUGUAUACCUAUUGCAAAGGUGUUGCUUAUUGCCUUUGAAUUGACAGAUUCCUUUCCACUUGGAAGGAAUGGGACCAAUCCCAUCGUCGCUAAAGCUCUUGGAUUCAGGCCAGAUACCCAAGAAGGGACUUGUAAGCGGACAUUACCGCUGAAGAUACUUCCUCUCCGCAUUACAAGUUCUCCUGCGGGCAUGGCCUCGCCGCCGCUGAAGGUGGCUGGAAUGUUUCAGAGGGAAGCCAUUUGA